AUCGCUGCAGCAGCUGUGCGGGUGGACGGGGAGAAGCAUGCAGGCUGCAUGCCCGCUUCUGAUGAGCUACUACAACCGCCUGCUCGCCUCUCGUGGCCUCACCACUCUCGACCCCCGGCUAGCACCCACAGCUGCGAGGGCAGCCCUAGCCGGCACUCCCCUCAUGCCUGUGCCGCCGCCGCUGCCCCAGCUACCGCUGCCGGCUCCGCUGCCGCCACAGCCACAGCCGCCGCCGCAGCCGGCGGCUCCACCGCAGCCGCCUGCGCCGCAACAAGCGCCAGAAGCAGCAGCAGCAGCGCCUGAGCAGGAGGCGCCACAGCCCCCGCCACAGCAGCCUCAGCCUCAGCCAGCGGCCGCUGCAGCUCCGGAGGUCCAUCCCGCUGAUGCUGCUGCUGCUGCUGCUGCUGCCCCCACCGCCGUCAUCGCUACUGCUGCCCCCGCCGCUGUUGCUGCUGCUGCCCCGGCUACUGCUGACGGUGGUGGAGAGAGUGGAGCUGCCGGCGGCAUCAGGAGAGCUACGCAGGGUGUAGCUCAGCUCUCCAUCUCCGUCCAGGAUGCCACCACCACCACCGCCGCCACCACCACUGCCGCAACCUCCGCAGCCCCAGGCCCCGCUGUGGCGGCUUCUCCGCCCUCCGCUGCUGCUCCUGCUACGGUGGAAGAGGAAAGCGAGGAGGAAGAGGAGGAGGACGAUGAGUUGGAGGGAGCUGGAGCAGCAGUAGCUCUUGGCACGGCGGCAGCAGCCCCCGGCGACGGCUCUGAAACGCAGGACGGCGGCGCUGGCGGCAGCAGCAGCAGCCACAGGGGUGCGGACGCGGGCGCUGGAACCUCAACACCCGCCCCUGCGGAUGGGUCAUCGCCAUCCACAGCGGCAGCGCGACGCAAC
Messenger RNA from Astrephomene gubernaculifera, 886 nucleotides. The record is from the annotation of a GenBank genome assembly. NCBI's taxonomy places the organism in Eukaryota, Viridiplantae, Chlorophyta, Chlorophyceae, Chlamydomonadales, Astrephomenaceae.